AUGACUGCUGUUGCUGAAAUCGAGCAUGUCCCUGCACCUUGGAAUCUCAAAGGUACUGCCUAUAUUCUGACUUAUUGGUCGUCCACCGAUGCUGAAGGCAAGUUGCCUUCGAUGGCGUACUCCCCGCUGGAGUACGCAUCCCCCUACGCGUCGCUAGAUAAUGGUCGCCCUCUUGGGGGUAUCAGCAUGCUCCAGCUUAUACGUUACACUGAAUCACCAGUCGGGCCCUAUGACGAAUUCAUCAUCAGCCCCGGGAAGCAUGAGUACGAGGUGGAGGAAAAUGGCAAGACGGUCAAGGCAAGCCACCAUCGGAUUACGCGAAUUUACGUGUCGCAGAAAUACACCUGCUGGAAUGGAAGAACCAACUGGAAUAUUCCAAAGCACCUCGCCAAGUUUGACUGGAACACUGCAUCGAACGGCGAGGUGUCGGUCAAGGUCUAUCCUCACGACACCGGUGAUGACCCCUCCGAAGCGAAUCCUUCAGAAGCUCCUUUCUUCCAGGCGACCUUCAAGAAGGUCCCACUCCUCCCUUCCUUUCCUCUAUCUCUUAGUAUCCUCAAGUAUCUGGGUCAAGAUCCAAAGCUCGUGCAACCGCCUUUACCCCAAGGAAAUGGUAGCCAGUCUGAGCUGCCCGGAACUGACCAGUGGUCCUCUGUUGACCCGGGCCAGUCCUCGCCGAAAACAAGUCUGGGUUGGUUUGAUAUCAAGCAAUCCGAAGAGAGCAGUAAUGAGAACUUUUGGCCGGGACUUGGUCGGUGGCAACUCGGAUUUGUAAUGGAGAACUCUGACAUCAAUUUUCCGGAAGGGACGUAUUGGGAUUCUCCAACUUUGAAGAAAUAA
Clonostachys rhizophaga is the source of this 840-nucleotide messenger RNA. NCBI's taxonomy places the organism in Eukaryota, Fungi, Ascomycota, Sordariomycetes, Hypocreales, Bionectriaceae. The record is from the annotation of a GenBank genome assembly.